ACCAGUUGUCACAGAUCGGCGAAGCGGAGUGCACGAAGGCAGAGGGAAGAAAACAUCUUCCUGGAAAGACAUAACACAUGCAGGUUUCAACACUCCAUUCCUUCCUCAUAGCAGAAAACAUUUAGACACAGCUAAUCAGAUUGUUUAAGUUCACAUUCUGUCAUUUGAGUAGAGGAUACUUGUCUUUAUGAGAAGAUGGCUUCAUCGUCUGGGUCAAACGCAAUGAGGAUUGUGCUGCUGGGGAAAACAGGAAGUGGCAAAAGCAGUGCAGGAAACACCAUCAUUGGAGGAGGAGAUGAGUUCAAGAUAGACAGUUCAGCCAACUCCGGAACGCACAAGUGUGAAGCAAAGACCAAGAUCAUCAAUGGAAGAAAACUCACUGUAGUAGACACACCUGGAUUUUUUGACACAAACAUCCCUGAAGAGGAUCUGAAACCUGAACUAGUGAAAUGUAUUGUAGAGUGUGCUCCGGGGCCACAUGUCUUUCUCAUUGUGCUUAAAGUGGAAAAGUACACAGUCCUCGAGGAAAGAGUCAUCACAGAAAUCGAGAACUUUUUUUCACGACAGAUCUUCAAUUAUGCCACAGUUCUCUUCAUUUACGGUGACCAGCUUCCUGAAGGAAAAACUAUUCAGGAUUUUGUGAAAACAAAUAAGAAACUGAGUGAGCUUGUGGAGAAAUGUGGUGGCCGCUGUCACGUCAUUGACAACAAAUACUGGAACACCAGUCAGCAGAGUCAGUACAGGAACAACCAGUACCAAGUAGCAGAGUUACUCAACACCAUAGAGAGAGAGGACGGAGGAAGAUGCUACACCAAUGAGAUGCUUCAAGCAGUGGAGGGAGUCAUACAAGCAGAGAUAGAGAGUCUUAGAGAGUCAAACAGCCAGAUGUCAGAGGAAGAGAUCGAAAAACUAGCCAAGGAAAGAGCGAGAGAGAAACUCCUGAUCAAACUGUCAGGGGUAACAACAGGUAUAGUGGUAGGAGCUCUACUUGGGAUUACAGGGUCAUUGGCAGUAGUACUUUCUCUCUUAAGUAGUACAGCAGCAGCAGCAGCAGCAGCAGCAAAAGCAGCAGCAGCAGCAAAAGCAGCAGCAGGAGGAGUUGUAGGAGGAGUAGCAGGAGGAGUAGCAGGAGAAGUAUCAGCAGCAGCAGGAGUAGCAGGAGUAGCAGCAGCAGCAGGAGGAGGAGUAGCAGGAGCAGUAGCAACAGCAGCAGCAGGAGGAGUAGCAGGAGGAGUAGCAACAGCAGCAGGAGUAGCAGGAGGACUAGUAGGAGGAGGAGUAGCAGGAGGAGUAGCAACAGCAGCAGGAGGAGGAGUAGCAGGAGGAGUAGCAACAGCAGCAGGAGUAGCAGGAGGACUAGCAGGAGGAGGAGUAACGGCAGCAGGAGGGGUAGUAGGAGGAGCAGCAGCAGGAGGAGUAGCGGGAGCAGCAGGAGUAGCAGGAGGAGUAGCAGCAGCAGGAGGACUAGCAACAGCAGCAGUUUACUAA
Messenger RNA from Salmo salar (Atlantic salmon), 1488 nucleotides. RefSeq lists its product as uncharacterized. The record is from RefSeq and is a predicted model, not a curated record. NCBI's taxonomy places the organism in Eukaryota, Metazoa, Chordata, Actinopteri, Salmoniformes, Salmonidae. Gene Ontology annotation, molecular function: GTP binding.